Messenger RNA from Fulmarus glacialis (Northern fulmar), 1053 nucleotides. RefSeq lists its product as uncharacterized. Bases 1 to 1053 code for a protein of 350 amino acids. NCBI's taxonomy places the organism in Eukaryota, Metazoa, Chordata, Aves, Procellariiformes, Procellariidae. Gene Ontology annotation, molecular function: phosphatidylinositol-4,5-bisphosphate binding. The record is from RefSeq and is a predicted model, not a curated record. Gene Ontology annotation, biological process: TORC2 signaling. Gene Ontology annotation, cellular component: plasma membrane; TORC2 complex; cytoplasm. The transcript has 4 exons.
AUGGCUUUCCUGGACAACCCAACAAUUAUACUUGCUCAUAUUCGACAGUCACACGUGACCAGUGAUGACACAGGGAUGUGUGAAAUGGUCCUGAUAGAUCAUGACGUCGACCUGGAGAAGUUUAAUCCCUCGUCAGCAUAUGGGGACAGUGGUUCAGAAACACAGGGAAGCAACGGUGAGACUCAGGGCUAUGUAUAUUCCCAAUCAGUCGAUAUUACCUCAAGCUGGGACUUCGGAAUCAGAAGACGAUCAAACACAGCUCAGAGACUAGAACGUCUGCGGAAAGAGAGACAAAAUCAAAUAAAAUGCAAAAAUGUUCAGUGGAAAGACAGAAAUACUUCUUACUCAGCAGAGGAGCUGAGCUCACUAUUUGAAAAAAAGAAUUUCAGAGUGAAAUCUCCAUGCUCUGGGAAGCAGUCAAUACUGUCUGUGCGACUUGAACAGUGUCCGCUGCAGCUGAAUAACCCCUUCAAUGAGUACUCAAAAUUUGACGGCAAGAGCCAGCGCAUUGACAAAGCCGUGCGGCGCUGGGGCAGUGCCAGCGGUGCUGAGCCCCUCCUGCAGCCCCCGCGCCAGCCAGAGCCCAGCCGCUCCCUUGGCUGGCACGGGCCUACCUGGCCUCAGGAGAAAGAUAUUUCUGUUUUGCUGAGAUGGAAACAGGCCUUUCCCUGGGCUUUUGUCUGCAUUUCAUUUUGCUGGAGAGCCGCCUCUGGUGGGGGAUGCUUGGGCUCGCCCGCGGGAGGGAGGAGCAGGCUCUGCCGGUGCGACCGGCGCUCGGAGGAGCGGCGUGUUCCCGGCUGGGCGGCUCUGGUGAAGCUCCGCUUCAGGCCUUUGGCCGUUGGUGCUGCGCCUGUCCCUGCCCUCGCAGCCCGCGCCGGUGUUUUGGCAUGGUCAGCGCGCCUCCUGUGCGGUGGGUUGGCGGUGGAGGACGACGUACAACAGCAGCCUCGGAACAGGUUUUUAGAAACACAGGCUGCUGCUUCUUGCUCAACCCGGUUCAAAAUCUGCACUGCAGUUCUUAAGACACCUAGAAUAAGUGCCAGAUACAUGUAA